CACAGAAAAAUUAAUUAAAUUAUACUUGACAUUCAUAAAUUUUUAUUGAUUUGAGACAUCGAAAGAGGAUGGGAACACUAAAAGUUUGAUAAUCAAUAACGGACUGGUACAGGUUGAUACCACAUACAUAUAGCUAUUAGUUGACUAUAGAUAUUUGCUGUCUGAGGUUGUUUUCUACAAACUACUUGCUGGGCAUUCGCUAUGUCAACAUGUACAUUGAAAAUCACAUGGAUGUACUUGGAAUGGGUAGAAGGCAAUUGCAACCAUGGAGUAUAGCUGGAGGUUCAAUGUCUUACACGGAUCCAACAGUUCCAAUCCGUAUAAGUGACUAUACUCGUACACACCACUUACUGCCAUGGAGACCGAAUGUCGGAUUUGAGAACACCGAAGUCAUCCCCUUGGUUACAAAGUCGAUAUCAAGUUACGCCCUGGACGCAAAUAAUAAAAUGAGUACACGACCAUUAAAAUUUCCAAAUCUGAUUACGGGCUAUCAGCGCAAUCCUGUUCAUGCGUCACAAGCUGCUCUUUAUACAAGAUACACGCCACACGAAUGGUUCCAAAAACAAGUAAAAUAUUACAACGAGGCAGAUUCGCAGAGGCAUUACUCUGAGAGGAUACGAGGCGAUGCUCAGAGGAUUAUUAGAGAUGCCGAAGAAAAGAUACAACAUGGUCAAUACGAUACCAAUCGAAGACUUGGCGAGAGGAUAAAUGACAUUACUUUUUGGCGUAACGAAGUGGCAGCGGAACUGGAGAGAAUGCUUCAUGAAAUCGAAAGACUUCACGAUUGCCGAAGUGUCUUGGAAAAGGCAGUACGAGAUAUUGAAGGGCCAUUACAUAUCGCAGAGGAGUGCCUUUAUCAUAGAGAAGCUAGAAAAAGUACAGAAUUAGUACACGACGAGUCGGAAAAAUGUUUGUUGCAAGAAAUAGAGAAUUUGCGGACAAAUCAAAAGAAACUGGAAGCUUGUUUGGACAAAUGCAAGGAUCAGUUACGAAACUGCAGAGCCUCGCAAAAUCAAUUAGAACUGGAUUUAAAGAAUAAAGAGAGUGCCUUAGGCAUCGACACUAUUUGCCAUCAAUUAAAUAAUCAUACUCAUGGAUUACAAUAUUAUUCUGGAAUUGAAAAAUAUGAUCCAUGUGUUUCAGAGCAAGAAACUUGGGCGGACGCGGUGAAUAGAAUAGUGCAAAGGUCCCAAACGGAACGGAAUAAAUCUUGUCAAUUACGCACCACUGCCGAAAAUCUUAUUAAUAAAGUUGCUCAAGAAAUGUGGAAUACUUGGAGUAAUACUAACAACGCUUUAUCCCACAGAUCUUCCGAAUUACUCGAGGCGAAGAACAAGCUUCAACAGCAUUUGCAAAAAGUACAACAAGAAAUAUUCGGUGUUGAGAAAAAUUUGGAAUUGAUGCGCAAAGCCAUCGCGGAUAAGAGUUACGCAACUAAAGUCGCACACACGAGAAUGGAAGCGAGAAUGCAUCGUCCUGAUAUGGAAUUAUGUCGCGAUUACGCUUAUACAAGCCUUCAGAAAGAAAUCGACGAGAUAAAUCAUCAACUUGAGCGAAUGCACAAGGCAUUGAAGGAACUCGAGAAUCAGCAUCAAAAAUUGCUAAGAACUCGAACUAUGCUCGAACACGAUCUUGCUCUUAAAAUUGAUGCGAUAUACAUCGAUAAGGAAAAAGUUUGCGGUCUUAGACGCGCGUAUCCUGUUAAUGCAUUGUUUAGAUUUUAAAGAUAUAUUCUCUGUUAAUGCCACGUUAAUGUCGCUUUACAUAUGAAUACUGCCAUUUACAUUUACGAAA
Messenger RNA from Pogonomyrmex barbatus (red harvester ant), 1794 nucleotides. RefSeq names its product tektin-3. NCBI's taxonomy places the organism in Eukaryota, Metazoa, Arthropoda, Insecta, Hymenoptera, Formicidae. Gene Ontology annotation, cellular component: microtubule cytoskeleton; nucleus. The record is from RefSeq and is a predicted model, not a curated record. Gene Ontology annotation, biological process: cilium movement involved in cell motility; cilium assembly.